Molecule: messenger RNA, 1035 nt
Organism: Podospora anserina S mat+
Lineage: Eukaryota; Fungi; Ascomycota; Sordariomycetes; Sordariales; Podosporaceae
Exons: 2
Coding region: 1-1035 (344 amino acids)
Source: RefSeq, a predicted model, not a curated record
AUGGCUGUGUAUAACCCAAACAUCUCCAACGGCACCUGCUAUUACACGGAGGACACCCCGACAAAGGGGGAUUUUAUCCCAUGUGGUAACGAGGCGCUCCAAGUAUGGCCAUGCUGCCACACGGGCAGUUUUUGUCUAUCGCUAGGUGAAGCCAACGCCUGCUGGGACAAGACCUCCGGAAACACCUACGUAGCAGGCUGCACCGACCCCUCCUUCACCGACCCCAACUGCCUCUACAAGCGCGACCCCUUCCACUCCCAAGAAUGGGUCGCCAUCAACCAAGCCUGCAAAAACCUCAACGCCGCCUCCAGCCCCGACACGACCAACUGGACCGGCUGCAAGGUCCCCGACAACUCCACCGAACUGGUGAAGCUCUCCCUCGACGCCUGCACCCCCUAUUGCAACAAAGACCAGAUCCUCUACCCCGGCUCCUCCUCCCUCGCCGCCUACGCCAGCCUACCCACCAUCCCGGGGUCGUCCAUCUUCUGGCAAAACAACUACGUGCCCCCCACCGCGCCAGCAGCGGGGUACACCCCCGGCAAAACCCGCGGCGUCGUCCCAACCUACACGGGUAAAUCGUCCACCUCCUCCUCCGCCGCCUCUCCCGAACCGGGAGGUCUCUCUCCCGGAGCCAAAGCGGGGAUCGGCGUCGGCGCAGCGAUAGGUGGUAUCCUCCUCCUGUUGAUCCUAGGCUGGGCAAUCGUCCUCUGCCGCCGCAAGCGUCGGAGACAAAAGGAGUUGGAGAUUGGGCAUUAUAACAGUAUCCAUGGUGGUGGGCAUCACCCUGGGAUGGUGGGUGUGCGUUCUCCCGGUGGCUUCAGCCAAAGCCAUUACUCACAGCAGGAUGUCAUGACUGUCAGCUCGGCGACGGCUGUGCACCCGAGUCCGCCGCCGCCGUUUAACAGUGGUUUGUAUUAUGCGCAUAAUGCUGCUCCUGGGGAGUUACCCGGAACGACAGUGGGUGGGGGGCAGAGCCCGGGGCAAAAGAGCGAGUUGCCGGCUGAUGAGAGGUUUUCGGUGCAGCUGCCUACCUAG